Adelges cooleyi (spruce gall adelgid) is the source of this 1756-nucleotide messenger RNA. RefSeq names its product synaptotagmin-4 (gene Syt4). Gene Ontology annotation, cellular component: membrane; synapse; axon. Gene Ontology annotation, biological process: cellular response to calcium ion; regulation of calcium ion-dependent exocytosis; calcium-ion regulated exocytosis. Bases 80 to 1459 code for a protein of 459 amino acids. Gene Ontology annotation, molecular function: SNARE binding; calcium ion binding; clathrin binding. The transcript is spliced from 9 exons. The record is from RefSeq and is a predicted model, not a curated record. Lineage: Eukaryota; Metazoa; Arthropoda; Insecta; Hemiptera; Adelgidae.
UAUUGUGUACAUCUCUUGGCGUAGUUGUUUGGUAGCUUUUCAGCGCACCAUACACGCCUUGUCGCCGUACCCGUCCGCUAUGCCUGCUACGGGUUUUGUUAACCCAGGCCUUGAGCUGCCCGUGGCUAAGAAAACCGAGUUCGACGCGUUAACAAAUUAUGGAAGUAUCGCGUUUAUAAGUGCAUGUGCGGCUACAUUUUUCGCCAUCAUAUUGUUUGCUUGUCACGUGUGCGCCAAAAAGAAGUUACUAUGGUUUAGAAGUAAAAGUAAAUUGCCGACAGCUGCAUCGGAACCGCAUUUGGCUUUUUAUCAUCGGAAGCCAACUACAGCUGUAAAGGCUGUUAAAAAUACAUCUGGAUCGCAUUAUCUGAAGAAAAGUCCAAGUCCGACAGGCAGUAAAACCCCUGUUGGCGAUGGAAGCGUUAGUCCCGCGGGAUCAGAAAAAACUUCAAAACAUUCCCCAACCAUAAGUCCUACUUGUGAACAAAAACCCGUGCAACCUCCAACACAUGCUUUAUCAGUUGUUCAUGAAAAUGAAAUAGACAACAAGUUAUCGUCAAAAAACAUUAAUUCUCAGAAUACAGAAACAGGGCUAAAUGACGGGACUGGUAAAAUGGGCGUGCUGUUUUUCAAAUUACGGUACAAGAAAGAUAAAAAAGUUCUUCUAGUUAAUAUAAACAAAUGCAUGGACUUACAACCAAAAGAUAAAAAUACUGGUACGAGCGAUCCUUACGUGAAGUUGCAAUUGUUGCCCGAUAAAGAACAUAAAGUCAAGACUCGGGUGCUAAGAAAAACAAGAAAUCCAGUAUACGACGAGGACUUUACAUUUUUCGGAAUACAAACUAAUAAACUCCAAUCUUUGACAUUGCACUUUGCCGUUCUCAGUUUUGAUCGUUACUCCAGGGACAGUUUAAUAGGCGAAGUAUUUUUCACUCUAAACGAAAAAGGUGUGCUCGACUCAAUUGAAAAAGAACAAGUAUCCUUUCAAAAAGACAUUGUUCUUCGCAGUAUCAAACAAACACAAAUUGCAAAUCGUGGAGAGUUAUUGGUGUCUUUGUGUUGGCAACCCGCAACAAGACGAGUUACGGUAGUCGUUCUAAAAGCUAGAAAUUUGCCAAAAAUGGAUUUAACCGGAUUAGCUGAUCCAUUUGUAAAAAUUAACUUCUUGGUGGAUGGCACGCGUAUUUCUAAAAAGAGAACACAUAUGAAAAAACGCACUUUAAAUCCAGUUUACAAUGAGUCGUUUGUAUUUGAUUUACCAACAUCAGUGGUUGAUUUGCAAAAUGUGUGCAUAGAGUUUUGCGUUUUCGAUCAUGACAGAGUUACUAAAAAUGAAAUCAUCGGGAGAGUGUUAAUGGGACAUCCAGAUAACCCAUGUGCAACGGCAGAACGUCACUGGAAAGAAGUGAUGAAUGCUCCACGAAGACAAAUUGCUGACUGGCAUAAAUUAGUCGUUUGAGAUUUGAGUUGAAAAGAUAUCAAAAUAACAAUACCACACCGGGUCAUCUCAAAUUCUUCUUAUAUUUUUGGUUUAAAAAUCCCAUUUUUUUAUUUACAUACUACUAAACUCGAAGUGCUUAAAAACAGCGUUCGAAUCAUAACGUUAUAUAAUCCAAACUCUGUUUAUAGCCAUAUCUUCCAUAGUACUCUGUAUGCUAUGCACACUAAAAAAAAAAUGUCCAUUGUACACCUACUAUAGAAAAACAUACAAUACAUUCCUAUAUUGUUUAUUAAAGCUUAUGGUCACUACUUUUUA